Molecule: messenger RNA, 1539 nt
Organism: Eruca vesicaria subsp. sativa (arugula)
Lineage: Eukaryota; Viridiplantae; Streptophyta; Magnoliopsida; Brassicales; Brassicaceae
Source: the annotation of a GenBank genome assembly
AUGGUGAAACAGAGGCUCAACGAGUUACCAGAUGAACUGAUCGUGACGAUACUCUCAAUGCUUCCGACGUUUAAAGAAAGCGUCGCAACACGUCUCAUAUCAAAACGGUACGAGGAUCCCUGGAAACUUGCGCCGGACGUCACACUUGAAGAUGAUGACGAGGAGAGUGUCAUGACGUUUCUCUAUGGAUCUUUGUUGUCAAAAGAUUCUCCAAUCCUAGACAAGUUGCAUCUCAAGCUUACCAAGAACCAUUCUGCUUCAGCAAUAGACUUUUGGGUUCAAACCGCGGUUAACCGAAACGUGAGAAAGCUGAGAUUCGACUUGUUUGGUGGAACCCUAGAACUGCCCAAUUGUUUGAGUACAUGCACAACCCUAAAAUCGUUGAUACUACGUGAAGUAAGUAUCAAGGUUGUUCCAGACCGGUUUAGUUUGCCAUCUCUCAAAAGUCUACACCUUUUCUCGGUUAAUUUCUCGAACUACCAAUCUGUUCCAUCUCUUUUAAAAACCUGCCCCCAUCUUGAAUAUUUGGUUAUAAACCAAACCAGUUAUGUUACAUAUGAUGGUGAGUCUGCUCCCCUUUGGUUCUACUUAUCAUCACUCAAAAGUCUACACCUUUGCUCGGUUAUAUUCUCUGGCAGUCAUUCUCUUACACGUCUUUUACGAAGUUGUCGGGUUCUUAAAUCUUUGGUUAUAAACCAAACCAAAUGUGACUACGAGAUGUUCGAGGUUGUUUUUCCACCUUGGUCUGGUCUGUCAACAAUCAAAACUCUACACCUUUCUUCGGUCAACUUCUCGAGUGAUGAAUCUGUUGAAAAGCUUUUAGAAAGUUGUAAGGCUCUUGAAGACUUGGUCAUAACCCGAACCAAAGAUGACAAUGUGUCGUUAUUUAAUAUCACUGUGCCUACUCUCAAGAGCUUAUCUAUCAAUAACGUGAAAGUGAAAGGGGAUGAUGCUACUGGGUUUGUAAUAAAUGCUCCUGCUUUAGAGAGAUUGAACAUUAAGGAUACAGUCAGUGACUAUCUAAUGUUUUAUCAUAUGCCCGAGGUGACCACGGCCAGUAUUGAGGUGGUUUGUGACCAAUCUGAGAAUCUUGUAGGAUCUCUUACCUUCAUCCAACAUCUGUCUCUCUGCUCUCCAAUUUCAACUCCAUAUAUUAGUGGGGCUGUCUUCUUCUUUCUUGAACAUCUAGAGCUAUGUACAUGUUCUGCUAUUUGGGCGAAUCUACUUGGCUCUAUACUCAAUGACGCUCCAAGACUUCAAUCUAUCAAGCUUAUGUCGAAAUGUAGUGGUCGUUUCAAGCGUCCAAUGGAACUCUGGACCACACCAACAGUUGUUCCGGAAUGUUUACUGAAGCAUCUUGAGAUGUUUGAAUGGAGAGAAUAUGAUGGCACAGAGCAAGAGAGGAAAGUGGCUGCCUACAUACUAGGAAACGCUACUUGUCUAAAGAUGGCGACAUUCUCAACAAGUUGUAGAGACAAGUACACAGUGUUGCAGAAAAUGUCCAGGGUUUCAGAGAUAUGCCGGUUAGAGUUUGAGUAA